Molecule: messenger RNA, 3927 nt
Organism: Felis catus (domestic cat)
Lineage: Eukaryota; Metazoa; Chordata; Mammalia; Carnivora; Felidae
Gene: ARID3C
Product: AT-rich interaction domain 3C
Exons: 6
Coding region: 1152-2798 (548 amino acids)
Biological process (GO): regulation of transcription by RNA polymerase II
Cellular component (GO): nucleus
Molecular function (GO): DNA binding
Source: RefSeq, a predicted model, not a curated record
UCUCUCUCUUCCUCUCAAAAUGAAUAAAAAUAAACUUAAAACAAAAAAAAAUUUUUUUAACUUAAAAAAAAAAAAGAGCAGAGGGGUGUCACCUACCACAAGAAUCUGGUGAGAAGAGCUAGUGGUCCAGGCCAGGGCAAGCUGGGUCUGAGAGGAGGGGACUGACUGGGGGAGGAGAAAGUAGGCAAAAGUCACACCUGAAUUUCUGCCUCCUAGAGGAAUCUUGGCCCUGGGAACAGUGCACCUCACUAAGUAUGAGGUUAGGAGAUGGCCCCUGGUACUGGGUGUGAUAUAGCCGAGUUUCAUACUCAUGCCAGGUGUCACCCCGACAGAUACGGGUUGUUUUGUUCAUUCAUUUGGUAGGUCCACCCCCUUGGGCACAGGAAACAACUGAGGAAUGUAUGAGGGUUCCUAUGAGGAAUGGGGUCCAGGCUGCUGAGAGAAGAAAUUGUGGCCUGCUACUCAGGACAGUGGCAAAAGAAAAUAAGAAAUAUGCAUCUGGGGGAUAACUAGAGUUAGGGUGGACCUGCAGUAGUUGGCUGAGGGGUCUAGAGAUACAGACUGGAGUCACACACACAGGGUUGAGGAUGUGCAAAAUUCUAAUCACUGUUGAAAUGUGGUAUGAGUACCAGAGGUUCAUAAUACUAUUCACCAUUCUUGUGUAUAUGUUUGAAAAUUUCCAUAAUAGAAGGUCACAAGAGAUUAAAAAGAAAAAAGUGUAACUAUGUAUCUGCAUGUGGUAUGUGUGUACCCUGCCAUGGAUGUGGACUCAGUUCAGAGACCUCUGAGUGCCAGAGUGCAGACAUGGGAGUCCACCACCAUGGGCACCUAUUGCACAAAGUGCAACCUCCCUGCGGUUGGGGACAGCACUUGUGCAGGGCAGGGGGAGAAGCAUUUGCUCUGUGCAGACCCUCCAUAUUCAUCUCAGUAUCUUGCAGAGUGAUUCCCCUUUCAUGAUCACAACCUGCCCAGGCCAUUGGCGCUGUAGUGUCUAUGUUACCAAGUAUGUGAGACAGGGCAGCUGUGUGCCCGAACUUGUGACAGUAUGUGUUGGUGUGUGAACACGGCUGUUCGUGUAUGAAUGCCAGGCACUGAGUGUGGAUGUGGGGGGCACGACUUGUGGGUGUGGCGGGGCCCUGGUCCAGAGUCCAAUGGUGUUAGACUCCUCACUCUCCUUCGAACGAUUCCUGGCAGCUCUCCAGCGCCCCCUCCUCCCGUUCUGGCAGUGUGGAGGGGGAACACCUGUUGGGGGGCUGGGAGCGGCAGAGCCCCGGGGGGCCUCUCCCCCCGCGCCCCCGCCCGCCCUGCCCCUCUCCGGUCCCGCCCCCGCGGCCGCCGCCAGCAGAGCGGCGCGUGAGCGCACCGCGGCCAGAAGAGCGCACCGCUGCGGGAGCGCACGGCUGGGGACCCCGCGCAGGGAGCAGAGCCGAGGUAGGGGCUGCCCGAGAGGCGGGCAGAGCAGAGGGAACGCCGUGGAGACGCCGGGGGCACCGGGGCGCGCCAGGCUGGCGGCCCUUUCCUCGGGGCCCCGCCUGGUGCCAGCCCCCCCACCAGCGGGGGGACUGCGCCUGGAAGCUGUAAUGGAGGCCCUGCAGAGGCAGCAGGCAGCCCGACUGGCCCAAGGGGUGGGGCCAUUGGCCCCUCAACGCCCAUUGCCACCACCACUACCUCCCUUGCCUGCCCCUCGGACCCUGCAGGCCCCUGAAGGGGCCUUGGGGGAGGUUGGGACUGAAGAAGAGGAGGAUGCGGAAGAGGAUGAGGAAGGGGAGGAAGCCGGGGCAGAGGAGGAGGCAGCCGAGGAGAGCCGUCCAGGGACCCGGGGCCCCAGCUCACCUUCAAGUCAACCCCCUGGACCUCAUCCCCAUGAAUGGACCUACGAGGAACAGUUCAAGCAGCUGUACGAGCUUGAUGCAGACCCCAAGAGGAAGGAAUUUCUGGAUGACCUGUUUAGCUUCAUGCAGAAGAGGGGGACGCCAGUGAACCGCGUGCCCAUCAUGGCGAAGCAGGUGCUGGACCUGUACGCGCUGUUUCGCCUGGUGACAGCCAAAGGCGGCCUGGUGGAAGUCAUCAACCGCAAGGUGUGGCGGGAGGUCACGCGCGGCCUCAGCCUGCCCACCACCAUCACGUCGGCAGCCUUCACUCUACGCACCCAGUACAUGAAGUACCUGUACCCGUACGAGUGCGAGACGCGGGCGCUCAGCUCCCCAGGGGAGCUCCAGGCAGCCAUCGACAGCAACCGGCGCGAGGGCCGUCGUCAGGCUUACACCGCCGCCCCGCUCUACGGCUUAGCUGGGCCUACACCUCGGGGUACUCCCGGCCAAGUCUCUGUUCCUGGCCCCGCCCCGCCCACGCCCAGCCCACGCCCUGCCCAGGGCUCCGCCUCCGGCCUGCCUGCUCACGCCUGCGCGCAGCUGAGCCCGAGCCCCAUUAAGAAAGAGGAAAGCGGAAUUCCAACCCCUCGACUGGCACUGCCUGUGGGCCUGGCUUUGGGACCUGCAAGGGAGAAGUUGGCACCAGAGGAGCCCCCAGAGAAGAGGGCUGUGCUGAUGGGGCACAUGGACCCACCUCGACCUGGAGCUCCCCCUAGUUUCCUGCCCCGUGGCAAGGUUCCCCUGAGGGGUGAGCAGGGGCUUGUUGCUGAGAGGGCUUCGGGCCUAUACACUGAGGGAGGACAGACCUAUUACCUAAUAGGUGUUGGAGGUGGGACAGAUAAAUCCCUCAAUAGACAACUGUGUGAUUAUAGGUGUGGGGCUGAAGUGGAAUGGGGGCUGUCUGUAAGGAUGGAGGGGGGAGCUUGAAAGUCUCAAGUCUGAUUCUCCAAAAUGUGACUCCCCUGUCCCUCCUGGACAGAAGAGCGGCUGGAUGGGCCUCUCAAUCUGGCAGGCAGUGGUAUCAGCAGUAUCAACAUGGCCCUAGAGAUCAACGGGGUGGUCUACACUGGUAUGGGUACUGCAGGCUGUCUACACUGGCAUGAGGUCAGGGGUAUUUGCUCUGGCAUGGGGAUUUUAGAUUUUCUCAGCUAGCAUGAGGUUCAGGGAUAUCCAAACUUGCAUGGGUAAUGUGGGGUUCAUGGGAUUGCUACAAUGGCAUGGGUUAAAGGGUGUCUACAAUGGCAUGGGGUCUAAGGCAUGACCUCUCUGGCAUGGAUACCAUGGGAUGUCUGCCUUGUCAUGGACCUAUGUAUCAGUGUAAAUAUUUCUUGUUUACCUGUUUGAGGGUAUCUAUAUUGCCAUAGGAGUCUCUAACUGACCUAAGGAGCUUGUCCACAUUGGUUUGUGGCAGGGAUAUGUGUGUGGUGUUGUAACAAUCAGGACACUGACUUUUGUUUUCCUCUUCUGUUUCUGUGCCUACCUCCUCCUGCCUGUGUUUUCCCUCCACCACCUCCUCACCCCUUUAUCAGGUGUCCUCUUUGCUCGCCGCCAGCCUGUGCCAGCUUCCCAGGGCCCAACCAACCCUGUACCCCCACUCCCUACAGGGCCACCUUCCAGCACUUCACCCUGAGAACUCCCACUCAGAAUUAAGAAUCCCAGCCCCAAUGCUGAGUGGGGCCCCCCUCACCUUGAUUCUUCUAGGGCACCCAGUCUAGGACCCAGCCCUGGGAGAUGACACCCCCACCCCCACCCCCACCCAUCCAUGCCCUGUGGACUUGAAGCCAAAGAGUUUUCUUUUGAUGUUACAUCUACCUCAUUGUAAAGGGAGAGCACCUCCUCCCUGGCCAACUCCAGCAGCAUCUACCAAAGAGUUCUGCCCUCCCUAACCCCCAUCAUUUCCUCAUGUGCCUCCUUGUGUCAGUGUCAUCUCUAGGACCCCACCUCUUCAAAUCAGACCUGCUUCUCCUCAGAAGCCAGGUGAAGGGUUAGGUUGGGGUGUUGUGAAGGAGAUAUCCCUCAGGUCACAUCUGAAUAAUAAAGCUGCAGUCCCUCCCUC